Molecule: messenger RNA, 1389 nt
Organism: Dictyostelium discoideum AX4
Lineage: Eukaryota; Evosea; Eumycetozoa; Dictyosteliales; Dictyosteliaceae
Exons: 1
Coding region: 1-1389 (462 amino acids)
Source: RefSeq, a predicted model, not a curated record
AUGACGAUAACAAUAACAACAACCAAUAAUAAUAAUAAUAAUUUUGAAGAAACAAAUGAUGAAAUAAAUAUAAAUAUAAUAAAAUCAUUAACGAAUCCAAAUGAAGAAAAAGAAAUUACAAAUAAACAACUAUUACAAAUCAUUACUAAUAAUUCAAUAGAAAAAAUCAUAAAUAAAUAUAAAGAUAAAAUAAUAAACUACCAAUUUAAUGAUUUUAUUAAUAAAGAAAAUAAAUCAUAUCCAAUUGUAUACUUUUCAGAGAUUCAAUUAUUUUUAAUUCAAAAUAUUAAAAAUUUAAAUUGGUAUUUCUAUAAUAAUAAUAAAAAUAAUAAAAAUAAUAAUAAUAAUAAUAAUAAUAUUAAUAAUAAUAAUAAUAUUAAUAAUUUAAUACCGUCAAUAGCAAUAACAAUUUUAAUAUCAUUAAAUAAUAAUAAUAAUGAAAUUAAAACAUUUAUAAAUUACCAAAUUGGUUCAUUUAAAAAUAAUAAUAAUAAUUAUGAUAAUGGUUCAUUUAUAGCAAAUGAAUUUAAAAAGACAUUUAAUGAAUUAUCAGAUUAUUAUUAUAUAGUAAAUAAAUCAUUUAAUAAAUGUUGUUUAGAGUUUAUAAAAUAUAUUAGAAAUCAUGAAUAUCAAGGUACUUUUGAAAUUCAUGUUUCAGUUGAUUCGAAAUCAUCUUUAAAACAACAACAACAACAACAACAACAACAACAAGAAGAAAAAGAGGAAGAAGAAAAAGAGCAGCAACUUGACAAUAAUAAUAAUAAUAAAUAUAUUGAGGAAUUUAAAGAAUUUUGUAAAGAAAAUAAAUUAAAAUCAAUUUUAAUUGAAUUAUCGAAAGGUGAAUUUUCAAAUCAAAUGAUGACAUCAUCACAUCAUCAUUCAGCUGAUUUAUUUAGUGUUCAAUUGAAAGCUUAUGAAAUUGCUUUCAAUUUAUUGGUAAAAGGUUAUAAUGUUUCAAGAUUAAAAAUUGAAAUUUUAGCAUCAUGUACUGGUGUACCUGAAUCAAUUGAAAAACAUUUACAAUUAUCACCUUCAAAUUAUUUUGAAUUUCAUAUAAAAUUAUUAUUACCAAUUUUAAAUAAUAAUAAUAAUGAAAAUAAUUAUAAUAAUAAUGAAAUUAUUAAUGGUAAUUUAAAUUUAUUAAAAGAAAUUAUGAAUAAACAUAAUGGUCAUUUAUCAAGAAACUCGUUCAAAAUUUCUUUAGAUGAAAAAUUUGCUGAAAGAUUUGUAACUUUAAGAAUGUAUUCAAUUGGUAGAGAUAUUGCAACUGAUAGAUUCGAAUCUUGUAAAAAUGAAUUAUUAUUUAAUAAUUUUAAAAUAUCAACUUCACACAGAGAAUAUUCAAUCUAUGAUUCAAAUAUUAAUUUAGAUAUUGGUUGGAUUGAAUAA